Molecule: messenger RNA, 1892 nt
Organism: Mustela erminea (ermine)
Lineage: Eukaryota; Metazoa; Chordata; Mammalia; Carnivora; Mustelidae
Gene: FAM227A
Product: family with sequence similarity 227 member A
Exons: 17
Coding region: 1-1749 (582 amino acids)
Source: RefSeq, a predicted model, not a curated record
AUGGCUUAUUUCAGGAACAUGGAUGUCAUCAAUGUCACUGCCUUGCCCAUGUUGCCAAUGGAUGAGCACCUGACCGUCUCCCUCAUGACCCGGAACGCAGUGGAGAACGCCCUGAGGAAGAGUCUGGAGGACAACCCACCCACCUGCAUUAUUGGCUCCCUACGGCGCGUGAACCAAAAGAUUGCCGAGCUCAGUCUGAGUCCCAAACCGUUGGCCAACAGCCUGGCAAUUGAGAGAUAUGAGUUGGAGAAGAAGGCUUUGAGAGAGAAAAGUCAAGACGGCCUGGGAAACAGAGACAAGAGUCGAAGCAAAUCAGAGUUCAUCUGCAGAGGCUCCGAAUCCAGGAGCGUCAGACCUUUCAUUUCUAAAAGGAAAAUAGCCCACAAAAAUCUCUUGGCAGAACUGUACCAGUACACAUCAUUUAACAGCGCCAUACCAAACAGGCUUCCAAACGGGGUGAACUUCUGUGACAUGGUGGGCAACGUGGUCCGCUCUGAGAGACACCCCCUCAGUGGCAAGUCUUUCUGUUCGGAUAAAGAAUUAGAGAAGUUUCUCUCUUCUCCUUCUCUAAGAGCCAUAUGGCUGGAUAGCUUCUGGUGGAUCUUUCAUGAGAGGUACCAGCCCAACAAGGAGUUCCAGAAUAAAAUGUUUGACCGGAUAGCCCAAAACUACGCCUUUCUCUUAUUGUGUGAAUCCAAGUCCCACUAUGAAGAGGCGCUCUUAAAAAAGCUGCCAUCGCUGCUGAGUAAAGCCGUCUAUACCAGCUUCUGUUGCUGCUUCCCUCAAUCCUGGUUCAACACGCACGAAUUCAAAUCGAGCAUCUGUAACACGGUGAGCCUGUGGAUUUCAGGCAUCUACCCUUGCCUACAGAGCUACAACAGCUGGAACUACUCAGAACUGGAUCCAGAGAGAUUCCGGAGAGAAAAAUUAAUUUUGCAGAGAAGACUGUUAAAGAAAAGAGAGUUCUCUUUGUUCACUUCUAAGAGACAUGUCUCCCAGACAUCUAUCCAGUACAAGAAAGUUCCCUACCCUAAGUCUCCUGGUCUAAAUUCAACCACUGAGAAAGACUCUUCGGCCAAGAAGAAUUCAGCAGAUACACCCCAAACCCAGAAUGCCACAAAAGAGCAUCCUGGUCAGAAUCUGAUCUUGAGGAAAGCUGCAAAACUAGUCAAGAGGAUAUCAGAAGCAAGAGAACGUGAGAACAUGCUUCCCAAGCAGUCUCACCCAGCGUGCAAAAGCCCUGAGCUGACUUCAAACUUCUUCAACAUUUACGGGAAGAGCCCUCUGAUUGUGUACUUCCUCCACAACUACGCCCAUCUGCCCCAGGGUGGUGAAGACGUGUUGAUAGUCAGGAGGGAAAGAACCAGGAGCAUCCCUGAGUCCGUCCUGACAUAUGCUGAGGUCAUUGACCUGACCCUGAGCAACAUGAAGAAGCGGAGAGACAACUUGGAACAACUGAAAUGGCUCCACUGGAAUGAAUGGAAGUAUUUUGAUGUGUACCUAAGGGAACUGCAAGAAAACUUCCUCAGGGAGGUGAAGAAUAUCGAUCAAAGAGCAUUAGAGCUAAAGAAGACAAACCACAUGUUCAUCCCACCUUCCACCUUGGUUGAGGACUCCUUUGACAAGAAAUCUAGAGGAAGUCCUGAGAGGGAGACUGCAUUUCUUUUAAGGAAGAAAAAGGAGGAGAGGGAAAGAGAAGUAAGAGAGAAGCUGGACUGCUCUCCCUUGUCCCUGUCAGACCCUGACUAAUUCUCUCCCCCUGGGAAGCUCCCUCAGGAGCCCUGAUAUUUCUACCAGGGAGGAAACCGAGACGUGAAAACCAAUGCAGAAAAGUGAAUCCAGCUUCCUUAACCCCUCACCUUCUAGCUCUCCUGGAUGAACCCUUGUCCAAG